ACUGGGUUUCCUAUGGGCUGCUCAGGCUAGGGUCAGUUGCUAGUCUCUGACUCUCUGCAGCUCCUGUGCACUUCCGUCGGGGCUCCGUGAGUGCCAUGGCUGAGCUGUGCCCGCUAUCCAAGGAGCUGUCGUGUUGCAUCUGCCAGGAGCUCUUCAAGGACCCGGUCACCAUCCCAUGCGGCCACAACUUCUGCAUGUCGUGUCUGGACGAGGCCUGGGCCUUCCAGGGCGAGCCCUACCGGUGUCCCCAGUGCCGCGCCUCCUACACCACGCGCCCGCUGCUGCACAAGAACACUGUGCUGUGCGCCGUGGUGGAGCAGUUAGUGCAGGCCAAUCAGGCGCACGCGCAGGCCUGUGACAGGAAGCCAACUGGCUGCGUCCAGGACCAGGACUGGGUGCCCUGCCACCAGUGCCCCAGGGAGAAGGCCGUGAUGAUCUGCCUGGAGUGCGUGGCCUCCUUCUGCCUUGUGCACCUGCAGCCGCACCUCAACGACCCGGCCUUCCGGGACCACCCUCUACAGACCCCUAUGCCUGACCUGCAUGUCCACAAAUGCCCCCAGCACUACCUUCUGCAGGAGUUCUUUUGCGCUAAGCACAGCAAAUGCAUUUGCCAGAGCUGCCUGGUGGAGCACAAGGUCUGCUCACCCAUAACCCUGAGCGAGGCCAGUGCUAACCUGGAGAACAAGCUGAGGCAGAAGCUCAGCAUCAUGGAAAAUCAAAUCAGUGGGGCAUCCCGAGCACUGGAGUUCGUGCAAGCCAGGAAGCAAAGAGUUCAGGAUGCUGCAGGCCAGAAGAUUGAGGAGAUGAAACAGGAAUACCGGGAAAUGAAGGUGCUCAUUGACUCCUUUGAGGCCAGCACUAUUCACAAGAUAAAGGAAGAGGAGAAGAGGGUCAGCAGUGAGUUCGACAAUGCUUAUCAGAUUCUGCUCAAGAAGAGGAAUGAGAUCCAGACCCUAAAGGAUGAGCUCGAGCUCAACCUGGCUGAGAAGGACAAGUUCGAGUUUGUGGAGAAAGCAUCCAAACUUCGAGAAAUUUCCAUGAAGCCAGUCUAUGUCCCCAGGGUGGAGGACCAACUGAUGAAGGACAUCUGCAAGGGCACCGUAGGUCUCAAGAAAAAGCUGAACCGGGCUUUGCAGCGGCUCCAGGACAAGAAGUUCCAAUACACACUCUGUUUGGAGGCAUUGAAGCUGGAGAUUGACCCCACGUGCAAGGCUGGAAUAUGAUCAUUCUAAGAACAAAGAGAACCCGGAGUAAGCCAGAUACUCUCACCUAUGUCGCCCUGGGAGCAUCUAGAACUGCAAGGGCUGUGGCAGUGAAUGUCAUUAAUGAAGCCAUGUGUGAUAGUGAUACACUUUAAAAUAUCUGAAUGUUGAGAACUUUUUUUUUGAAAAGAGUACAAGCCCAAGAAAAUUCAAAUGUUUCCAUUUUUGUUUCUUUUGGCUUUUGAGACUUCUCCAAACCUAGAACUGAAAGCUGGCACCAAACCAGACCUGAUGGCACCCACGUAAAACCCUGGGAUUCAGGGAAGCUGAGGCAGGAAGAUCAAAAUGAAUUUCUGCCCAUGUGAAGCACUGCCAACCUCAGCAUGGCACCUGCCCACCAUGGUACUGGACAGCAGCUCCCUCCAACACUGACUUCAGGGUUCUUCUUCCAAACUAGAAAACCGAACUCCCAAGGUUUUUCAUGUGUGCUAACACUCCCACAAUCCUCUGUGAAAACCACACGCUGCCUGCCCCUUCAAACUCCAUUGCCUGUCAAACUGAAUAAAUGCUUUCAGCUUCUUGUCUGCCCCCUUGGAAAUCAUGCACUCUCCCCCAGCUGUCCCUUGCCCACAAUAAAGGCCUUUUUCUUUUGUG
Messenger RNA from Cavia porcellus (domestic guinea pig), 1856 nucleotides. RefSeq names its product E3 ubiquitin/ISG15 ligase TRIM25-like. The transcript is spliced from 6 exons. Lineage: Eukaryota; Metazoa; Chordata; Mammalia; Rodentia; Caviidae. Bases 96 to 1223 code for a protein of 375 amino acids. The record is from RefSeq and is a predicted model, not a curated record.